Molecule: messenger RNA, 1630 nt
Organism: Cornus florida
Lineage: Eukaryota; Viridiplantae; Streptophyta; Magnoliopsida; Cornales; Cornaceae
Product: S-adenosylmethionine synthase 3
Exons: 2
Coding region: 154-1335 (393 amino acids)
Biological process (GO): S-adenosylmethionine biosynthetic process
Cellular component (GO): cytosol
Molecular function (GO): methionine adenosyltransferase activity; ATP binding
Source: RefSeq, a predicted model, not a curated record
UCCAAACACUCGGGUUCGCGACCAUUUGUCUAUAUAUACGGUCCCGAACUCUGAGGGAAAGCGUCGCAAGCAUUUCUUUGCUAAGGGAUCCCAAUUAUCUCUCCUCCCCCUCUCUCUCUCUCUCUCUAGGGUUUAUACUUACAGCUUGGAAGAAUGGAGACCUUCCUAUUCACCUCUGAAUCUGUGAACGAGGGUCACCCAGACAAGCUCUGUGAUCAGAUAUCUGAUGCAGUGCUUGAUGCAUGCCUUGAACAAGAUCCCGACAGCAAAGUUGCUUGUGAGACUUGCACCAAGACCAAUAUGGUCAUGGUCUUUGGAGAGAUCACAACCAAGGGCAAGAUAGACUACGAGAAGAUUGUACGAGACACAUGCCGCACAAUUGGAUUUGUUUCAGAUGAUGUUGGUCUUGAUGCUGACAACUGCAAGGUUCUAGUUAACAUUGAGCAACAAAGCCCUGAUAUUGCUCAAGGUGUCCAUGGCCACCUCACCAAGCGCCCUGAGGAGAUUGGAGCUGGUGACCAGGGUCACAUGUUUGGAUAUGCUACUGAUGAAACCCCCGAGUUGAUGCCCCUCAGCCAUGUUCUUGCAACCAAGCUCGGUGCCCGUCUCACUGAAGUGCGUAAGGAUGGAACAUGCCCAUGGUUGAGGCCUGAUGGCAAAACCCAAGUCACCGUUGAGUACUACAACGACAACGGUGCUAUGGUCCCAAUUAGGGUCCACACCGUUCUAAUUUCCACUCAGCACGAUGAAACUGUGACCAAUGAUGAGAUUGCUGCUGACCUCAAGGAGCAUGUCAUCAAGCCCGUGGUCCCCGAGAAGUACCUGGAUGAGAAGACCAUCUUCCACCUCAACCCAUCUGGCCGUUUCGUCAUUGGUGGACCUCAUGGUGAUGCAGGACUCACUGGUCGCAAAAUCAUCAUUGAUACUUAUGGUGGUUGGGGAGCUCAUGGUGGUGGUGCCUUCUCUGGAAAGGACCCUACCAAGGUCGAUAGGAGUGGAGCCUACAUCGUUAGGCAGGCCGCCAAGAGCAUUGUUGCCAGUGGCCUUGCUCGCAGGUGCAUUGUCCAGGUCUCUUAUGCCAUUGGUGUGCCUGAGCCAUUGUCUGUGUUUGUUGACACCUAUGGCACCGGAAAGAUUCCAGACAGGGAGAUUCUCAAGAUUGUGAAGGAAAGUUUUGAUUUCAGGCCCGGAAUGAUCUCCAUUAACCUAGAUCUCAAGAGGGGUGGCGGUGGCCGGUUUUUGAAGACGGCAGCGUACGGGCAUUUCGGAAGAGAAGACCCCGACUUCACAUGGGAGGUUGUGAAGCCCCUCAAGUGGGAGAAGCCCCAAGCAUAAGGUGGUCUGCAACUUGGUUGGUACUUGCAGCUGCUUAUAAUCAAUAAUACUGAAGAAUCUGCCUAUUGUUUGCCUUUUGUCUGUGUCCAUUUUCUUUAUUUCACUGGAAAUUUAUUGAGCCAUGGUUAUAGUAGUUGAUGGAAACGUGUAGGAAUGAACGAACUGCUUCAUUAUCCAUGGGCAAGCGAAUUAGCUAUGCUAAGGAUUAGCUGCAGAGCAGCAUCAUUGUAGUAUUGAAUUUUUAUUUGAUUAUGAUUUUACCUAAUAAUGAUGUAGUAUUGAAUUUGUUUGAUUA